ACAAAAAAUUCCUUAGCUAAGAAUGUAAUUAGGCUAUGCCCGUAUUGUCAUUGGUUUUAGUACAAAUUAGCCUCGAAACCACAAUUGUUGCCAUCGCCUUGCCAAUUCAGUUCACCUCCGGUGGCAAAGGCUUCAAUAGGAGUUGAUUAUUUUGGACAGUAAGGCGUUAUAUCGUCAUCUAUGAAAAUUCCAAAUUGAAAGUCGUUCCAAGCUGUCUUGUUUGCAAAGUAUUCUUAUUAUAGACGAUGUGCAUCCACUGCUGCCGCCUUCGCCGGACUCCAUGCCCACCAAUCCCGUACAGCUGUCCCCACUGCCCGGUGCGCACCAUCUCCAGUUGCUGUCCUUUGGGCAGUCGACCCUUCACCGAAAAUCCCUUUAUCAGGGCCCAGGAUCGGGAGUCAGAUUCCGGUCCCUGUGACGUCCUGCCUCCCCGCUGGCUUGAAGUCAACCGUCGGGUCAUUUACGACCUGGCAAACAGUCUGGAUCGAUCCCCUGAAGCAGCUCACUAUAUGUUGCUUCGCCUGCUAUAUGCCAACUAUGGAAAGGUGAUGAUGAUAUCCCGAAAACGGAGGAGCUACAAGGUGCCCUUAAGUGGCUAUCCUGACCAAGAUCUCUUCUCCGCAAGUGACCUUUUCGAUAGCGAUGGCUACCUCUCCGAUCCCAUGGCCCCGGAAACUCUGGGAAAGCUUCUCCGCAUGAUUCAGGACUACAUCUUUCGGUUGAGGGCGCUGAAUCAAAGAUACAAAUGGUUUGGAAACGGCGAAGAUUUGGGAGAAAUACUGUUGUUGCUGGGAGAACAAGAUGAACUUGUGAGACUGUUAAGGGAACUCUUUGGAAACACCGAUGUGGUGCCCAUUUCACAACUCCUUAAAGCUCUCAACGAUAUGGAGUUCGUUGACUUAUUUGGAAAGUGGAAGAAGAAAGCCACACCAUCGCUGGUGCGAAGCAUAUCCGAUCUCUACUCGGAAGUGACGGAACCGAAGAAACUAGGACCAUCCCGUCCGACAAACAUCCCAAGUCGCUGUUUAAAAACUAAUCCAACAGCCAAAAUGCACUGCACCCAAACGCCAAAUCGCCUAAAGUCACCAAACGAAUCUUCUGCCCAGUCCGAGAAACCUAAGCUCUACUAUAAACCUAUAGACGCUGUCAUAAAGGACGGCCGAAUUGCCCGGAAUCGGACGCCGCACUAUAGAAUUCCGGAGGAGCAGCUAAUUCAAGGUGGUUUGCGAGGGAAGGUCUCUGUGUAUAGCAAAAGUACGAAUCGUUUUGCCUAGCGACUGGCAGAAUAAUUCCACAGAUCUUACAAAGGUCAACAGGACGAUCAGUAGCAAAAGCAAAUCGUAACUGCCGCAAUCCCUUUAAUUUCGCCCAAGCUAAGAUAAACUUAAGUUUUCCCCAUGGAGCCAACCAAUGAAUCUGACAACUGAACCAAAGUAUAUAAUUUUGGAGCUGCUGUCCAAUACAUUGGUUGCCCCCAAGAUAACGCAUGUCAAGCUAUGUUUUUUUUUUUUUUUAACCAAUUUUAGCCAUAUUGAAUAAAUCCCUAGAUGAUUAACAAUAUUGGCCAACUGAGCAUUCAA
Molecule: messenger RNA, 1580 nt
Organism: Drosophila ficusphila
Lineage: Eukaryota; Metazoa; Arthropoda; Insecta; Diptera; Drosophilidae
Exons: 1
Coding region: 246-1274 (342 amino acids)
Source: RefSeq, a predicted model, not a curated record